This is a messenger RNA of Rhipicephalus microplus (southern cattle tick), 1547 nucleotides long. Its product is annotated as kynureninase. The record is from RefSeq and is a predicted model, not a curated record. Gene Ontology annotation, biological process: NAD+ biosynthetic process. Gene Ontology annotation, molecular function: pyridoxal phosphate binding; kynureninase activity. Lineage: Eukaryota; Metazoa; Arthropoda; Arachnida; Ixodida; Ixodidae. Gene Ontology annotation, cellular component: cytoplasm.
AUGAUCGCCAACGCGAGCACGACGCCCAGGCGGGAACUGUUGUCGCUGGCCGAGUCGUGGGGCUUGGGACACACCACCGUCGAUUUUGCCCGGCGGCUCGACCGUGAGGACCCGCUGAAGAAAUUUCGCAAACGCUUCGUCAUCCCCAAAAUGGUGGACUUGACGGGAGUGGAUGCCGAGUUCAUUAAGUGCCUGGAUCAGGAAUGCAUCUACAUGGGCGGUCACCUGUUAGGCGCCAAGCCGAGAGCUCUAGAUGAUGAGGUUCAGAAAGUUCUGGACGACUGGGGGAAAAGGGGUACACAGUGCUUGCGGCAGGGAUACUUGCCCACUUCGACGGCUGAUCUCUACCCAAAGCAGCGCAUGGCUGAACUCGUAGGAGCCGAUCGUGAUGAGAUCGUCUUCAUGAACGGCCUCACCGUCAACCUACACUUGCUCAUGAUGACGUACUAUAGACCAGAAGGCAAGAGAACCAAGGUGGCCGUGGAAGCCGAUGCGUUCUCAUCAGACUUGUAUGCUGCGCAGUCGCAGGUGAGCCACCAUGGCCUCGACGUGGCCUCCAACCUGAUCCUUCUGAGCUCCAGAGAGGGCGAAGAGCUGCUAAGAGAAGAGGAUAUCUAUGACGUCAUCGACAAGGAGGGCGACACCAUCGCAAUCCUGCUCUUGUGCGGAGUACAGUACCAGACGGGCCAGGCUCUGGACAUCCGGGGAAUCACAAGUGCUGCUCGCAAAAAGGGUUGCAUCGUGCUGUGGGAUUUGGCUCACGCCGUCUGCAACGUGGAGCUGAGGUUGAACGAAUGGGAAAUAGACCUGGCCGCCUGGUGCACGUACAAGUACAUGAACUGCGGUCCUGGCUGCACUGCGGUGGCGUACGUGAGCCACAAGUUCCGCAAAAGCCGUGAUCGGCUGCCGGAGCUGAGAGGCUGGUGGGGCAACGAAGCAAAAACCCGGCUACUGAUGCGACGGGAAUUCGAACCUUCCCCGUCGGCCGAUAUGUUCAAGGUCUCCGUCGGCAGCGCGGUCCUGAUCUCGGCGAUUGUGACAAGCCUACAGAUAUUCAGCGAGGUUGGCGAGCCGAAUCGGCUGCGCAAGCAGUUCCUGAUGACCGGUUACAUGGAGCUCCUGUUGACGGACCUGCUUGGUGCCCGCCACGACUACAAAGACACUAAGCACCCGUUCCACCUGCUAACGCCGGCUGACGUCCGACGCAGAGGAAGCCAGUUCAGCCUGCGCCUGGCCGCACCUUACGACGCCCGACAAGUGCUUCAAGAACUCCUGCGACGAGGCAUCGUCGGAGACCUCCUACCGCCAUCGGUGCUCCGAUUCACACCAAUCCCUUUGUACAACACCUACGAAGAUGCGUACAACUGCGUACAAUCGCUGAAGGAGAUAUGCGACCGGCUCACCACGGAGUGCACGCCCUGCACUAAUGGCCACUAAAGGCUGCUCACACGCAUGCGCGCUAGCGUCGUUACAUUCGGCACAGCUUUUCGAUGAUUAAAGAGGCUGCGUCGGAAAUCCAUGACGCUUACUUGUGCAAACAUGAGAAA